GUUGGGAAGCCAUUCUCGAUAGACCCGGAAAUGCCCCGAUGUAGCCCGGAAAGAGUUGCUGGAGCCAGAGCGGCCCCUCCGCCCCUUCCUUCCUCCUCCUCCUCCUCCCGAACGCCGAACGGAAGUCUCCGAAAACAGACGGCGCUCGACGAAGAGCGGCCGGACGUCCACGAGACGGGGUCGGAGGUCGCCUCCGAGCGCCGAGGCCUUCUCCGGAAGUUGCCGAACGCCCCCGAAGCUCCCGGGGAGGGCAGGCAGCAGCGCCACACAAGAUGGCGGACGGGGAGGAGGUUACUCUGGACGGGAGGCCGCUUCAGGCGUUGAGGGUCGCCGACCUGAAGGCGGCGUUGGAGCAGCGGGGCCUGCCUAAGAGCGGGCAGAAGAGCGCCUUGAUUAAGCGGCUCCGUGGGGCCCUGAUGCUUGAAAACCUACAGAAGCAUUCAACCCCCCACACCACCUUCCAACCCAAUUCCCAGAUCGGGGAAGAAAUGAGCCAGAACACCAUCAUUAAGCAAUAUCUGGAAAAACAGCAGGAGCUGCUGAGGCAGCGUCUGGAACGGGAAGCUCGGGAAGCCGCUGACCUAGAGAGCAAAAGUUGCGUCAUCUCGCGCAAGAGGGAAGAAUCGGACGAAGAGGAAAGCCGAAAACCGGAGGAACCCCUUUCUCGGGUCAGGCAGGCCCGAGCGGUGAAGACCGCAGGCGGCGGCCAUCCGCUGGUGAGUGAAGAGCGGGAGACUUCCCUUCGGAGUCGAAGAGCUGCCCAGCGGGUGCCGGUCAAAGAGGAGGAGGAAGAAGAAGAGGAGGAAGAAGAAGAGGAGGAGGAGGAGGAAGAAGAGGAGGAGGAAGAGGAAGAUGCGCCCCCUUUGCUGGUCGGCCAGACGCCCAUGAGACCAGAGGAGCCAGGCAUGCCUGCUCCCCAAGAGACGGGCAUGUUCCAAGCUUCCUUGCCCAUCGUCCUGCAAGCCCAGCAAACGGAGACUCGCUCUCAGACGCCAGACAGCCCAAGCGGUGAAGCCGCUAUGCCAGUCCUCGCGCACUUGCAGAGGUCAGAAGACGAGGAGGCUCAGCCUCGGGCGACAGACCCGGGAGAAAAGCAGCAGGCAGCUCUAAUCUUGGGGGAAUCCCCCAUGGAAAAGGAUCCCCUCCCAGAUCCCCCGAAGAAAGUUGCACCCCAGUUACCCGAAGCCUUAAAAAUGGAGACCAAGGAAGACCUGGACCUUCCAAAGGAGCCGAGGUCGACCGAAACUCCCCAAGAGGAGAAGGAGGAGGAGAUGAUAGAGCAGGGCGAGACCCCGGCGGCUGUCGUCUUGCAGAAGGAGGGCAAAGCCCAGAGCGAGGGGACCCCAGAAGCAGCCACAACCCAGGUGCUGCACAGCCUAGAGGAAGAGGCGUCUACGGCUGCGGCAACGCUGGUACAACCCUCUCCGUCUCCCCCGCAGCUGAUAGAAGCACAACAGUCCCAACAAGAUCCCCGGGGAGACGAGCCGCCUCCACCCCUCCUGACCAAGGAAGCCCCCGCGGGACUCGCCCCGGCGGAAGACGAAACCCCUCCUCAGCUCUCUCAGCCAUCUCCCCCUGCUCAGGAAGCACCGGCUGCGCCCAGCCUGAGAGCCUCGCCAUCCCCCGGGGCGCUUCCACCGCACCAGCCAGUACGACCCGGCAGCUCCCGCUCCUCUUCAUCCUCGUCCUCCAGCUCCUCCCAUUCUCGUUCCCGGUCCCCGGGCAGCUCGCCACUCCGCUCCCGGGCUAGGAGGACCCGCUCCGCUUCCUCCGAAUCACCGGCUCGGAAGCGGCCAGCGUUGGAAUCUCGAUCCCGCUCCGGCUCGGAGCGGCGUAGCAGUUUGGGCUCCCGAUCUCGUUCCAGCAGUGGGGGCAGCAGCAACAGCAGCAGCAGUAAGUCCCGCAGUCGCGAAGCUUCGCGGGACAGCACCAGCUUUCCCCCCGCCAAAGAACCCUCUCUACCCGGGGCGCGGUUCCCGCCCCACAGCCCCAAAGCUCAGCACCAAGAGGGCCCAUCCAGCCCCAGGGAAGAAGGGAGACGGACGCCCUCCUCCUCUCCUCCGAGGCAACACAGCCACACCCCACCACAACCACAACCACCAGCACGCGGCAUGCAGGCCGAGAGCACAUUUCCAAAACGAGGCAGCCCAGAGCCCCUCUUUCCGACGGAGGGGUCUGGUGUAGACAUCGGGGGCGCCGCCUCGGAGCCGCCGCGCCCGAUCGAGCUGCUGCGCCCGAUCGAGCCGCCGCGCAGCAAAAUCGAGGAGAAGCAGACGAUGUCGAUGGAGCUGUCGGAACCCCCGCCGGAGAAUGAGGCCCUGGAGCCCGGCGGCCCCGAGGAUCAGCCCUCCGCAGAGCCUCCGGGCCCCGAAGCGGGCCCUGAAGACGAGGAGAAGAAAGAGGGUUCGGCUCAGCCCAAGGCCUUCAAGAGGAAGAUCUCCGUCGUCUCGUCCUCCGUGGCCAAAGGGGCCGUCGCCACAAACAGCGACACCGAAGGAAGCCAGCCGGCAGGGCGCAAACGGCGCUGGGGCGCCAGCACUGCCACGACCCAGAAGAAACCUUCGAUAAGCAUCACCACCGAAUCCCUCAAGAGCCUGAUCCCGGAGAUUAAGCCACCGCCGGGAGGCCAGGAAGCCGUGGUGGACCUUCAUGCCGACGACUCCCGCAUCUCCGAAGACGAAGCCGAGCGCCACUUGGAAGAGCCGGCUCACGAGAAAGCGCUCAAGAUCUGCCGUACGGUCACGCAGGUGGUCCCCGUCGAAGGGCAAGAGAAUGGCCAAGGAGAGGAAGAAGAGGAAGAGGAGGAAGAAGAGAAGGUCCACGAGGAAGAGCAGCCGGAGUCGGUGCCCGUUAUAGCUGUAGAGACGGUGGUCCUGCCUCCCCCGGUAGAGCACGAAGUCAAAAAAGUCACGCUGAGCGAUACGCUCACCCGGCGGUCCAUCAGCCAGCAACGUUCCGGGGUCUCCAUAACCAUCGACGACCCCGUCCGCACGGCCCAGGUCCCCUCCCCGCCACGGGGCAAAGUCAGCUGUAUCGUUCACAUCUGCAACCUGGUGAGGCCCUUCACCCUGGGGCAACUGAAGGAGCUGCUGGGCCGGACAGGCACCGUGGUCGAGGACGCUUUUUGGAUCGACAAGAUCAAAUCGCACUGCUACGUCACAUAUUCAACAGUGGAAGAAGCCAUCGCGACGCGAAACGCCCUCCACGGGGUCAAGUGGCCGCAGUCUAACCCCAAGUUUUUAUCCGCUGAUUUUGUGGAGCAGGAUGAGCUGGAUUUCCAUCGUGGUCUUCUGGCCGACCGUCCCGCAGAGGUCAAGGCAGACGAAGCGCCCACCUUCCCCGGGGUGGGCCCGACCACGCGGGGGGAACGGGAGCUGUCCCGGCGCUCAGAGGCACGGGAGCGGGAGGCGGCCGUGCGGGAGCAAUGGGCCGAACGGGAGCGAGAGAUGGAACGCCGGGAGAGGACCCUGGCGGAGCGGGAGUGGGAUCGGGACAAGGUGCGCGAGGGCCCCCGUUCUCGAUCCCGAUCCCGAGAGAGACGCCGCAAGGAGCGGCCCAAAUCGAAGGAGAAGAAAGCAGAGAAGAAAGAAAAGGCCCAGGAGGAACCCCCGGCUAAACUUCUCGACGAUCUGUUCCGCAAAACCAAGGCAGCCCCUUGCAUUUAUUGGUUGCCCCUCACGGACAUUCAGUGUGUCCAGAAACAGGCCGAGCGAGCAGCUCGGGCUCGCGAACGGGAACGCCGGCGCAAAGAACUGGAAGCCGAGGAGGCCCGUCAGCGGGAACGCAACCGCCAAGCCGAGCGGGACAAGCGGCGGGAACACAGCAGAGAGCGAGAACGCGAGCGCCCCAAUGCUACCAGCUGUGGUGGGGCCAGUCGAGCGGGUGAGCGCGGCGGCCGAGGAGACCGCGAACGGCGCGAAGCCAAAAGCCGCCACAGCCGGAGUCGGAGUCGGAGCACGCCUGUACAGGACAGAGGGGGGCGCCGCUGAGCUAUUCCCCAGCCUUUCUUUUGACCUUCGGGCGGGGGGAGGAGUUGGUGGCGGGGGCACUUUCCCCGAAAUCAAGCUCCUGAGUUUUGCGGCCAAGGAGGAUCAAGGAAGGGGAGUGAGUUUCUUUGCCCACCACUGGAAGGGCCGAGAGGGGUCCGGCGUGGCUGGCGGGCGGCCGAAGUGGUAGGGUUCUCCCUCCCCCUAACGUGGGGAUAAGUUUGAUUCCCGACCCCUCCUGCUCCCCUCUUCUGGAGCCAGUAUCCUUCCCGUUGAUUUGUAUUUUAUUUUGGGAAAAUGUUUUUUUUAUUCUUCUGAUGAUACAGGAAAGAGAGCAUAAAUAAAGAGAUGGCGUUAGUUUUAAA
Molecule: messenger RNA, 4351 nt
Organism: Ahaetulla prasina
Lineage: Eukaryota; Metazoa; Chordata; Lepidosauria; Squamata; Colubridae
Gene: ACIN1
Product: apoptotic chromatin condensation inducer 1
Exons: 18
Coding region: 273-3989 (1238 amino acids)
Molecular function (GO): nucleic acid binding
Source: RefSeq, a predicted model, not a curated record